AAAAAAUAUAUAUAACGGGAAAACAUAUUUUGCGAAGCAUCUCUUGCAGUUAGCCUCGUCGCGUCUCACCUAUGAAUUUCCUAAGCAGGGUACCAGUGUCUACUGUGCUCGAAGCGCUUCAAGGCGAAGAACCUGUUUGACGGCCACAUGAUAGCCCAUAGUGACGCGCGACCACAUCAAUGCGACAUUUGCCUGAAAUCAUUCAAACGCACCAAUACUUUGUCCGUCCACCGGCGAAUCCACACGCGCGAGCGCAACUUCGUAUGCGACGUUUGCGGCCGGGCCUUCGUCCAAGCCUCCCAGCUCACAAAUCAUCAGCGUCGGCACUUCGAUCGCUACACGCGCCACUGUAUCCUCUGCAACAAGGGCUUCUUCACCAAUGCGGAAUUACAUAGCCACAUGAACAGCAAGCACGGCGCUAAGGAGCACGUAUGCGACGUCUGCGGGAAAUCUCUGCCUAACGGCCACACGCUGGCAAGGCACGCGAGGAGUCACGAUCCGGACUUCGAGCCGAUCAAGCACCAGUGUGAAUUCUGCGGCAAGACCUUCGCCUACAGGAAUUCUCUGGUUGCUCACGUUAAGUCACAUACCGGCGAGAACAAAUACGAUUGCCACCUGUGCGGCAAAUCCGUGUCGUCGAAGGGAUCGCUACAGGAUCACCUGAGACUUCACGGCGGCGAGAAGAGCCUUACGUGCGACGUUUGCGGCAAGGCCUUUCACAAAAGGACGACCCUCGUUGUUCAUAAGAGGACCCAUACUGGGGAAAAGCCCUAUAUUUGCGAGACUUGCGGCAAGGCUUUUACUCAACACUCAACUUUGGUGAUACAUAGGCGAUACCAUACUGGCCAGCGACCUUAUCAAUGCAGCAUUUGUAACAAAUCUUUUGUGUCUAAGGCUUUAUUAAAUGGUCAUAGCAAGAUUCAUGCGAGCUUUACGGCUUAAUGCUUUUCUAAUUAAGAGAAAUUUGUUGAUCGAUAUAGUUUGAUGUGUUGUUACUUUCGGGCACCAGUGUCGAAACGUGUGAUAGAACCGUUAUAUUGAAGCUAUUAAAUUUGUAAAACUGUUUUACAUUCGAAUUUGGGUGGAUUAUUAGA
Ceratosolen solmsi marchali is the source of this 1094-nucleotide messenger RNA. RefSeq names its product zinc finger protein 436-like. The transcript has a single exon. NCBI's taxonomy places the organism in Eukaryota, Metazoa, Arthropoda, Insecta, Hymenoptera, Agaonidae. Bases 148 to 942 code for a protein of 264 amino acids. The record is from RefSeq and is a predicted model, not a curated record.